Molecule: messenger RNA, 1235 nt
Organism: Lolium rigidum
Lineage: Eukaryota; Viridiplantae; Streptophyta; Magnoliopsida; Poales; Poaceae
Product: salt tolerance receptor-like cytoplasmic kinase 1
Exons: 2
Coding region: 1-1089 (362 amino acids)
Biological process (GO): protein phosphorylation
Cellular component (GO): plasma membrane
Molecular function (GO): ATP binding; protein kinase activity
Source: RefSeq, a predicted model, not a curated record
AUGCCGGACGGCUGCGGCCUGCUGGACUGCCUCCGCCGCGGCGAGCGCGACAAGCAUGACACCGGCCGGACGGACUCCCGCGUCUCGGACGAGCCGAGCGGCGCCGGUGGCGCGUCGGCGGACGGCAAGAGCGGGCGGGUGAGGCGGCUCGAAUGGGCCGAGGUCGAGUCGGUCACCGGCGGCUUCUCCUCCCGCGUGAUCGGCCAGGGCGGCUUCAGCACGGUCUACCUCGCGUCGCUCUCCUCCUCCCGCCUCGGCGCCGUCAAGGUGCAGCGCAGCAGCGAGCGCCUCCUCCGCGUCUUCCGCCAGGAGCUCGACGUGCUCGUGUCCGUGCGCCACCCACACAUCGUCCGCCUGCUCGGGUACUGCGACGAACGAGAGGAAGGCGUCCUGGUGUUCGAGUACGCCGCGAACGGCGACCUGCACGAGCGGCUCCACCGGGAACGGGAAGGCGGCCCGAAGCGGGCGCCGCUCCCGUGGGCGCGGCGCAUGGCCAUCGCGUUCCAGGUGGCGAUGGCGCUCGAGUACCUCCACGAGAGCAGGGACCCGGCGGUCAUCCACGGCGACAUCAAGGCCUCCAACGUGCUCCUCGACGGCACCCUCGACGCCAAGCUCUGCGACUUCGGCUUCGCCCACGUCGGCUUCUCCGCCGCGGUCCAUCCGGUCGCCGCCACCACGGCGGCCAGGGCCUCGGCGCGCCACGUCAUGGGCUCCCCGGGCUACCUGGACCCGCACCUCCUCCGCUCCGGCGUGCCCACCAAGAAGAGCGACGUGUACAGCUUCGGGGUGCUCAUGCUGGAGCUCGUCACCGGGCGGGAGGCCAUGUGCGCGGAGACGGGACACCGGCUUACCGCCACCGUCGGUCCCACGGUCAGCGAGGGCAAAGUGGCCGACGUGGUGGACCGGAGGCUGGGGGAUGCGUACGACAGGGAGGAGGCCGCCACCGUGGGGGCGCUCGCGCUGCGGUGCACCAAUGCCAGCCCGGGGCUCCGGCCAUCCAUGGCGGACGUGGUGCGCUUGCUCCAGGAGAAGACGUCGGCGUUGAUCGCGGCAGUUGGACCCAAGCCGGUCCGCAAGACGGUUUCCUGAGUCCUAGUACGUCAUCGGUGUAAAUGCUUAGGUAGUGCAGACAACUUUUUUGUCAGUUUCUUAUUGUAGUGGAUCAACUAGUACCAGUAGUUAAACUUGAUCGUACCGUACAAAUGUUGUGAUGUCAUGUGGAUGUGGUUGCAGUC